CCUCCUCCCCUGGUCCCCCGCCUCCCCCUGGCCCCCGCCUCCCCCUGGCCCCCCGCCUCCCCCUGGCCCCCUUCCUCCCCCCGACAUGGACUUUAGGCUAUCCAGAGGCCUCCAGCGCAGCGGCUCUAAGAUGCGUAACUUCAACUGGGAUGCGAUCCCCAAACACGUGGUGGUGGGCAAACACAACAUCUGGACGGAAGAGAAGACCCUGGGAGAGUAUGAGCUGGACACUCAGAGGAUUGAGGAGCUGUUCAGUCACAGCCGACAACAGGGACAGGUACAGAAGGCUCUGAACAGACAGAGUCUCAGAGGCAAGCCAACCAACGGUCAGGGCACAGAAGUGGUAUCUAUACUGAACUCCAAGAGAAGCAUGAACGUUGGGAUCUUCCUGAAACAGUUCAAGAGGCCAGUGGGAGACAUGAUCAACGACAUCAGUUCAGGAAACGGCCUGAAAUUUGGGACAGGUAAACUAAAGGAGCUGUGUAAGCUGCUGCCAGAGAAAGAAGAGGUGAAGCAGCUAGUUGGGUUCAAAGGGGACCAGUCAGCUCUUCCUGAAGCAGACCUGUUUAUGAUGUUACUUAUCAAGGUUCCCAGUUAUGAGGAGCGCCUCAACAGUUUGGUUCUCAAAGAAGAGUUUUUCCCAUUCAUGGAUGAAAUGAAACGAUCCAUUGCCACCAUGAUCACAGCUGGAAAAGAGCUGUUAGAGUGUGACGACCUACACUCUGUGAUCCGCCUGGUGCUGAAGACUGGAAACUACAUGAACGCUGGUGGCUAUGCUGGCAGUGCCAUUGGCUUCAGGAUGGCAUCGCUACUGAAACUAGUGGACACAAGGGCCAACAAACCAGGCAUGAACCUCAUGCACUAUGUAGUCAUGCAAGCUCAGAAGGUUGAUGUGGCCAUGCUGAAAUUCCCAGACAAACUCACACACAUCGCCGAUGCUGCAAGGAUCCAUAAAGAGGACAUAGAGAGUGAGUUUCAGAGAGAGGUGAAGAAAGUAAAGGAGGCGAAGGAGGAGGUGCAGAAACAGGAGGAGCUACGGGCUCAGAUGGAGAACUUUCUCAAGGAAGCAGAGUGUCGUCUGGCUGAGACUGAGCUCUCUCUGCAGUCGCUGGGUUCAGUCAGUGACUCAGUGGCUGAGUACUUCUGUGAAGACCCCAGCAAGUUCAGACUGGAGGAAUGCUGCUCCACCUUCAGCUCUUUCUGUGCAAAGUUCCUGAGGGCCAUCCAGGAGAACUGUGAUCGUGAGGUGGCGGAGGUGAAGAGGAGAACCAGAGACAGACUGCUGAGUGAUGCUGCUAAACGCCGUUCCACCGCCACCUGCUCCAUACGGGACAAGGAUAUGGAGGGUGUGGCCCUGGAGUCCGUACUACAGAAGUUCCUGACCAGUCAUGGGUCCCAAAGGAGAAAAGGCAAGGGCACAACUUCCUGCACCAGUAGCAGCCUAUCAAAGGUCCCCAUUCAAGUAAACCUCCCCUUGGCAGAACAGGGAAACCAAGGUUCUGUUAAGGCCACAGAGGUGUGUAAGGAGAAUGAGUGGAACUCUGCCAGAGACCUGACUGGGACCUCUCAGAGUGACCAGAAUGACCAGUCCCACAGCAAAAAUAACUGGAAAGAGAACAUGGUUCCAAAUCCAGAGGAGACACAGCAAAACCCGAAGAAACCAGAGCAGAACCACAGAGGUUCUAGUUCUGGUUCUACACAGCCAACCAGGAGAACCGGUAGCAGCAGCUCCUCCUCUUGCUCCUCCACAGGUAGACCCAUCUCAGUGAUGAUGAAGGACAAGGAGGAAGAGGAGGAGGAGGGAAAUGAGGAAGAAGCCCAGAUGUUGCGCGAAGUGUCCAAGAAGGUUCUGAGGUAUCAGAGCAGCCGUGGUAGUCUUUCGUCUGGGGAGUACGGCCUGGAGCAGCAGAAGUCUCCUAAUGCCACCAAUAAUACUAACACCUCCACAAGAUCACCCAACGCUACGACCACGAAUGCUACAUCCUCCACCAUCUCCACCAUCACCUCCACCUCCCCUCACCAGAGGACCUUCCAAGAGGACAGACAGCGGCUGCUGGGAGAUGCAUGUAGAGGCAGCGAGAGUCUGGCUAGAUACCUCCUCAACCCUCACCUCUCCCCCAAGGGAAUACUCACCCGCAGACACACCUUCACCCUCCUCCCUAAAGCCCCUCCUACUGAGGAAGAGGAAGAGGAUGAUCUGUUCAUUUUUCCUGCUACUCCUACUCUGGGGGUCAUAGGGAGGAUGAAGUCAGUAGACACUGGUCUGAUGUCCCCGAAACACAAAGCCUCUGGAGGACCUAACCUCAACAAACUCCCUGGCCACUCUGAGAAGUCUUGUGUCCGAGACCUGGUGUCUAAGAGUCCCUUGUCAAAACACAACGUCUUGACAACAAGUCUCAACAUCCCCAGGGACUCUGAAAACAGAGGCUUGGUGGUACCCACCACCCCUCGCCACUGUGAGACAUCUGGUGUCCAGCAGGACACGGUGUCCAACAGCUUGUCAGCAGCAGAGAGACCUACACAUGUAGAGCUAAGAGAGCUGAAUCAAGACAAGAGCUCCUCUGUAGUCAAGACAAAACCUCCCCCCUUACACCUAGAACUCAACCACAACCAGGAUGAGGAGAUAAAGGAGUUUUCUCCCACCCCUCUCCAGACACUCGUCUCCCAGAAACCCAAGCAGGCUGACCCUCCUCAGAGCCCCAAACACAAUAUGGAUAACCCUUCUAAGAACCCGAAGCCCAAACCUUCAGAGACCAAUGGAUUCAUGUCUUUCUUUAAACGCCUGAGAGAGAAGAGCAGGCCAAUGUGAGGAAUCUGGUGUCCAAGACCAGGUGUCCAAGAGUGUUAGCAGAGAGACCUACACACAUAGAGCUGAACCAGGAGAAAUGGACAAAGGAGUCUGUCCUGGACAAGCCCUGAGCCCAAACCAGAUGGCUAUGGAUUCAUGUCUUUCUUUGAACAACUGGGAAAGAAGAACAACAAGCCUUGCAAACAACAAGGAUAUAGACUCUAGAGGUGCUCUAGACUCGUGAUUCAUCUAUUUAUUCAGAUUCAGACUACUCAGCCAGAUGUUACAUUGCCCUAUGGACUAUUGAAUAUAUUUAUAUCCAUCCAUUGAUUUUUAUAAAGGCUUAAUUCAAGGGAACUGUUGAAGUGGAUUUUUAGUGGUAAAUAAUGAUCUGUUGAGACUUGGAGAAUGUGUCCAAAAGACAAAUGUAACUUUAUUCCACUAGGUGGCAGAGUGAGACAACAACGCCACAUGUAGUGUGCCGUAGGCCACCAACAAAUCACUGUUUAUUCAUUCUACCACCUCAUAUUCCCCCACAGAAGAGCAUGACACUUACUGUAAUAUGUUUACCAAUGUCUUUAAUAAUAGUGAUAUAUUUACAUCAGUAUUCUUCUGACUAAAUAAAACCACUGUUGAGUA
This is a messenger RNA of Oncorhynchus tshawytscha (Chinook salmon), 3427 nucleotides long. RefSeq names its product inverted formin-2-like. The record is from RefSeq and is a predicted model, not a curated record. The coding region runs from base 86 to 2809 and encodes 907 amino acids. Lineage: Eukaryota; Metazoa; Chordata; Actinopteri; Salmoniformes; Salmonidae. The transcript has 12 exons.